AUGGAUCCUUUUCAGAAACUCCCUGUGGAAAUUCAGCUCAAGAUUCUGGUCUUGACUAACGAUCUUGACCUAUGUUCUUCGUUAUCUCGCGCCUCUCCAACCAUGUCCAAGGUAUAUUCCAAUCACCUUGAUUACAUUGAACGCAAGCAUAAUGAAAAUAUCCUCAUUAACGACUAUAGUCUCAUCGAAGAUAUCAUGGCUGUUAUACUUUUUCCAGAGGCAGACGUCACAAAAUGCAUACCAGAAGAGCGAGUCACUGCCGUGGAGAAACACCUCCACGCCUGGGGAGCCAAACAGCUUCCAAACCCUUUUCUGAGACUCCACAGCGACGAGGAACGCAUAUCCCUCGUCGUACUUUUCGGCCCCAUCUCGCUGUACGUGGAGGAUUGUCUCGGCAAAGCGAACGGUGCACGUGUUCGCCGGUCCUAUCGACGUUUUCCAAGUUGGGCUCAUCCUGAUUUUUCACAAGGAUUCUCCCAACGCCAGUUCGACGACGAAGAAUGCAGUUUUGACCUCAAAACUUUGAGUGUUGAUGAAAGACGACGCAUCUUCGCUGCAUUCAUCCGGUACGAGUUGAUUUGCAAGAUUUAUGGCCCGCGGACAGGAGCAAAGGUCCCUGUCGGGGGCAUCCACCCGCCUUGCUGCCAUUCCCGGAUGCAACAGCUUGAUGGGGAUAUUGGGGACAAGUUUGACGCCAUGAUGGAAAACCACUGGAAACAAGACCACUUGGAAACGAGCAUAAACUCUGGCGACAAUGACAGUGAUGUCAUCAUUGACUACACUUUUGAACAGCUUGCACCUGAUCCUUUUCGUUGUUGGGACUGGCAAACACCUCGAGAGUCGAGCUUGCUUGGCUGUGUUCGCGAGUAUGUCUUGACCUGCUAUGGCGCGCUAAUCUCAGAGGUGCUCAAGGCACCCUUACCCAAGUGGUGGGAGACCCAAAUUUAUGAGAACGCCCCUAAACUGCGUGCUCGGCGAUUUUGGGACUCUCCAAAUUGUUGGACCCAAUGCACAGACUGGGGCGAUAUGGGUGAACUUGGUUAUGGAUGGAGUGACCUUCCCUUCAGCUUCAUGGCCAGUUGUGGCUUCGACCUGUUGACCAACACUCUUCUCAGCAGCAUUGCAGACUUUCGAGAGCUGCUAUGCCGACAGUUGGUUCAUGAUCUGCUGUAUUGCGAAGGCACCAGUGUCCAUACAAAUGUCGAUUACGAGGAGGAUAUGUAUCAAUUCGAGGAGGAUAUGUAUCAAUUCGAGGAGGAUAUGUAUGAAUCCAUGUGGGAUGCCGAUUGGUAUCCCCACGAUUUGCGUCGACUCUAUCGGCAGCGAGCCUGGGUAUUAUUCGACAACCCACGGCCACAGAACCUGCGCCUUCCAACCGUCGCGGAGUACUGCAGUAUCCAUACAUGUCACAACUUGAAUCGUCCUCACGAAGAGGUGGAGACCGAAGAAUGCGAUGAGCUGAUUUGCCAUGCAGGCGGCUAUGCGGCGUACCCUGCGCUUCAAACCAGGCUCGUUCGCUGUUGGACAUGGCAGAAUGGAAACUGA
Messenger RNA from Clonostachys solani, 1545 nucleotides. The record is from the annotation of a GenBank genome assembly. Lineage: Eukaryota; Fungi; Ascomycota; Sordariomycetes; Hypocreales; Bionectriaceae.